AUGCCCCACAUGCUUAACAAUGACAGUUCCUUCAGCUCCAAGCAGGAACUCUUGGACUUGCAGGAUGUUGCCGUGGGCUUCAGUUUGGACUCGCCCAGCCCGGUGGAGUCACCGGUUAACACGCCCAUUGGCUCUGCCCUCUGCAGCCCUGCAGGAGAUGCCCCUAUCAGGACCGUCGAUCACCCCGAGACGCCGGUGGGGGUUAAUUUUUUGCCAUCGGACACUGAGAACCUGUGCGGAUGGGGGGCUUUGACCCCUCGCUGCAUCCAGAUCUUCAACACACCACGCUGGGUGCUCUUCUUUCUGUGUGUGGCCUCCUUCCUCCAAGGCAUGAUCGUCAACGGCUUCAUCAAUACCGUCAUCACGUCCAUCGAGAGGCGCUUUGAUCUGCGCAGCUACCAGGCCGGACUAAUUGCAAGUUCCUAUGACAUUGCUGCCUGCUUGUGCCUGGCAUUCGUGAGCUAUUUCGGCGGGACGGGCCACAAGCCCCGCUGGCUUGGCUGGGGAGUUCUCAUUAUGGCCGUCGGCUCUCUGGUGUUCGCCCUGCCGCACUUCACCACCCCGCCCUACCAGGCAAGGAUACAGGAUCGUACUGGGCUGUGCUCGGACAAUAACACAGAGUCCUGCCAGAGCAGUAGUGGAAGUGGACUUUCCUCAUACCGCUUCAUCUUCAUGCUGGGUCAGUUUCUGCAUGGAGUUGGAGCAACACCCCUGUACACGCUCGGGGUCACUUACCUGGAUGAGAACGUCAAGUCCAACUAUGCACCCGUUUAUAUUGGAAUCUUCUAUACAGCGGCCAUUGUGGGUCCGGCAGCUGGGUAUCUGCUGGGCGGCUUCUUCCUCAACAUAUACACAGAGAUCGACCAAACAACCACUCUGACUCCGGAAAACCCAUUAUGGGUUGGUGCAUGGUGGAUCGGCUUCCUGGCAGGAGGAGCUGCCGCUCUCAUUAUUGCUUUGCCCAUUCUUGGCUACCCACGGCAGUUACCAGGCUCUCAACGCUAUAUGGCCAUGCGUGUGUCUGAAGCUCAUCAGCUAAAGGAUGGCAGUCAGGUGACAGCCUCUGAUCCUCAGUUUGGCAAGACGGUAAAGGACAUGCCCAGGUCAGUUUUGCUCCUGUUUAAAAACCCCACAUUUAUUUUCCUGUGUCUGGCUGGUGCUACAGAAGCCACUCUCAUAGCUGGCAUGUCCACAUUUGGGCCCAAGUUCCUGGAGUCUCAGUUCAGCCUCAGUGCCUCUGAGGCAGCCACUUGGUUCGGCUACAUGGUGGUUCCUGCUGGCGGAGGUGGCACCUUCCUGGGUGGUUACAUUGUGAAGAAGCUGAACCUGCGCUGCCGUGGCAUCAUUCGCUUCUGCAUGCUGUGUGCCCUGGUGAGCCUGGUUGCUAUUUUUGUUUUUUUUCUGCACUGCCCUAAUGUGCCCAUGGCCGGAGUGACUGGACCUUACCACGGCAGCUAUCAGCACACCAGCUCCUUAUACACUCAGCUCCAUGGAAAUCUGACAGUAGGCUGUAAUGCAGGAUGUCACUGUGUGAAGGAACUGUAUAACCCAGUGUGUGGAGCUGAUGGUAUUAUGUACUACUCCCCCUGCCAUGCUGGCUGCAGUGCUGUUAACCGUACGCACAGACACGCAGAGAAACAGGUGUUCACAGGCUGUAGCUGUAUAGUGGGUAACAUGUCCAGGGGUGAGGAUGGCAUAGCUGUAGCAGGAAAGUGUAGCUCCUCCUGUAACCACAUGCCAGCCUUCCUCACCUUCUUCUUCAUCAUCAUCUGCUUUACUUUCCUCUGCAGCAUCCCAGCUCUUACUGCCACACUCCGGUGUGUUCCUGACAGCCAGAGAUCUUUUGGACUGGGCAUCCAGUGGAUUGUGGUGCGAACACUUGGUGGCAUCCCGGGUCCGAUCGCGUUCGGCUCAGUGAUUGACAUCUCGUGCCUGCUGUGGCAGGAACAGUGCGGAGAACAAGGAUCCUGUUACCUUUACCAGAACUCUGCAAUGAGCCAAUAUACACUCAUCGCUGGCAUCAUCUACAAGGUUUUGGGCACCGUGUUCUUCAUGUUGGCAAGUGUGCUGUACCAGCCUCCUCCAGAAUCUCCUCAGAGUAGUUGUGAGAACACAGACCAAAGUGCAGGAGGUCGCGUCUUAGAGGGUGAAGAUCUACCGAUCAAAGACCUGCCACCUGAGAUCAUAGCCAAUGUUCAUGCCAGGCUGUGA
Molecule: messenger RNA, 2211 nt
Organism: Trichomycterus rosablanca
Lineage: Eukaryota; Metazoa; Chordata; Actinopteri; Siluriformes; Trichomycteridae
Gene: slco4a1
Product: solute carrier organic anion transporter family, member 4A1
Exons: 12
Coding region: 1-2211 (736 amino acids)
Biological process (GO): transmembrane transport; sodium-independent organic anion transport
Cellular component (GO): plasma membrane
Molecular function (GO): protein binding
Source: RefSeq, a predicted model, not a curated record